Messenger RNA from Acomys russatus (golden spiny mouse), 1664 nucleotides. It is a transcript of the gene Ddb2, whose product is annotated as damage specific DNA binding protein 2. Gene Ontology annotation, biological process: response to UV; DNA repair. The record is from RefSeq and is a predicted model, not a curated record. Bases 132 to 1439 code for a protein of 435 amino acids. Gene Ontology annotation, molecular function: damaged DNA binding; protein binding. Gene Ontology annotation, cellular component: nucleus; Cul4-RING E3 ubiquitin ligase complex. The transcript has 10 exons. NCBI's taxonomy places the organism in Eukaryota, Metazoa, Chordata, Mammalia, Rodentia, Muridae.
GUUGUCUUAUGCAAGCUUACCUUCGUGGGCGGCACCGCGUACGUAGCCCCUUCCUGUUUUUUCCUCAGAGGCUUUUCAGUUCUCGCUUCGUUAUCUCGCUGUAGGACUUGAUAUCUCUUCACGAGUACGUCAUGGCUCCCAAGAAAUGUCCGGAAGCCCAGAGGUCCCCCAGAGUCGCAGUGCUCCUCCAGAGCAAAAGCCGCAGAAAUCCUUCGGAGCAGAAGCCGGAAGCCAAGAAGCUAUGUGCGCUGGGUCCUGUUUCUAGCAAGAAGUGUGAGUCGUGCAGCCUUUUGGCAGAGUUGUCUAGCCUGCAGAGCCCUCCAUGGAGCAGUCGCAGCAUCGUCAGGGAACUUGACCAGUAUAAGUUGGGCAAAGCCACCUGGCCAUCUCUACAACAGGGUCUCCAAAAGUCCUUUCUGCACUCUCUGGCCUCUUACCGGGUAUUCCAAAAAGCUGCCCCCUUUGACAGGAGGACUACGUCCUUGGAAUGGCACCCAACUCAUCCCAGUACCGUGGCUGUGGGCUCCAAAGGGGGAGAUAUCAUGCUCUGGAACUUUGGCAUAAAGGACAAACCUAUCUUCCUUAAAGGGAUUGGAGCUGGAGGAAGCAUCACUGGGCUGAAGUUUAACCACCUCAAUACCAACCAGUUUUUUGCCUCCUCAAUGGAGGGCACAACCAGGCUGCAGGAUUUUAAAGGCAACAUUCUUCGAGUUUAUACCAGCUCAAACUCUUGCAAGGUCUGGUUUUGCAGCCUUGAUGUUUCUGCCAAGAGCAAAGUGUUGGUUACAGGAGACAAUGUGGGACACGUGAUCCUGAUGAACACAGAUGGCAAAGAGCUUUGGAACCUCAGAGUGCACAAAAAGAAAGUAGCCCAUGUGGCCCUGAAUCCCUGCUGUGACUGGCUUCUGGCCACAGCCUCCAUAGAUCAAACAGUGAAAAUUUGGGACCUGCGCCAAAUUAAAGGGAAAGCCAGCUUCCUCUACUCACUGCCUCACAGGCAUCCUGUCAAUGCAGCCUGUUUUAGCCCAGAUGGAGCUCGCCUCCUGACCACUGACCAGAACAGUGAGAUUCGGGUUUACUCUGCCUCCCAGUGGGAGAGCCCCUUGAGCCUGAUCUCCCACCCUCACCGUCAUUUUCAGCACCUCACACCCAUAAAGGCAACCUGGCACCCACGGCACGACCUCAUUGUUGUGGGCAGAUACCCAGAUCCUAAUGUCAAAAGUUGUGUUCCCUACGAACUAAGGACAGUAGAUGUGUUUGAUGGAAACUCGGGGAAGAUGAUGUGUCAGCUCUAUGAUCCGGGGUAUUCCGGUAUCACUUCGCUCAAUGAGUUCAGUCCUAUGGGGGACAUACUGGCCUCUUCUAUGGGUUAUCAUAUUCUCAUUUGGAGGCAAGAGGAAGCUUGGUCACAGAAAGAUGAUGAUCAUGAAACACAGUGAUGAAGGUGUGGGACAGUAAAACCUGGAUCCCACAAAUGGGGACAAGUUCUGUGAGAAGAGGAGGCUGUCUGUUAAUAGGCCACAAGCACCCAACUCUUAGGGUUGGAGUAGGGACACUUGUGGCAUGGGAUGCUGUGGGACUAGGAUACUGACAUGGUACUGUUCGAGAUUUUUGUUUGUUUGUUUUUGUUUUUUGAGACUGUUCUGGAUUUUGCUCCAGAAAUG